Messenger RNA from Lodderomyces margitis, 1200 nucleotides. RefSeq names its product Rad23p (gene RAD23). The transcript has 2 exons. Gene Ontology annotation, cellular component: cytosol; nucleoplasm. Gene Ontology annotation, molecular function: proteasome binding; polyubiquitin modification-dependent protein binding; damaged DNA binding. Gene Ontology annotation, biological process: nucleotide-excision repair; proteasome-mediated ubiquitin-dependent protein catabolic process. The record is from RefSeq and is a predicted model, not a curated record. Lineage: Eukaryota; Fungi; Ascomycota; Pichiomycetes; Serinales; Debaryomycetaceae. Bases 1 to 1200 code for a protein of 399 amino acids.
AUGCAAAUCAUUUUCAAAGAUUUCAAAAAACAGACUAUUCCAAUUGAUGUGGAAUUGACUGAUACAGUUGCGUCAGCUAAGGAAAAACUCGCACAAGAGAAGGAUUGCGCCUCGUCACAAAUUAAGCUAGUUUAUUCGGGUAAGGUUUUACAGGACGACAAAACUUUAGAAUCAUGUAAACUUAAAGAAGGCGCAUCGAUAAUAUUUAUGAUCUCAAAGGCCAAAGAGACUCCAACUCCUGCCCCCGAGAGUUUGGCACCUGCUGCUGAAGCAGCUGUUUCAGCAUCAACUGGUGAUUCAACAAAGGUUGAGCCAGCAGGAUCAACCCCAACGGCCCCAGCUACUAAUUCGGAAACUGCUGCUAAUACUGAAAGCACCACCGGCUCAGCUGCUGCUGCUGCUGCUGAAACUAGCGAAUCAGCUUUUGCUUUGGGCAGUGAAAGGGAGACAACAAUACAAAAUAUCAUGGAGAUGGGUUAUGAACGACCCCAAGUGGAAGCAGCAUUGAGAGCCGCUUUUAAUAACCCGCAUCGUGCCGUUGAAUAUUUAAUAAGUGGUAUCCCCGAAUCAUUACAACGUCCUGCUGUACCUACAGCAAGUGGAGCCGCACCAUUAGCUGAAUCAACGACGGCCGAAGUAUCUCGUGCUGAUGAUGAUGAAGAAGAAGGUGAUGCAGAAGAAAAUGCAGGAGAAGAAAACUUGUUUGAACAAGCAGCUGCAGCAGCUGCAGCACAAGAGCAAGGUGGUGCUGGAGGUGCUGGAGUAGCAGGCCCUGGCUUAGGAUCAGGAUCAGGAGCAGGCAUUGGAGGAGGAGGAGAAGAUCAGCAAAUGCAAUUAUUGAGAGCUGCAUUACAGUCCAACCCAGAAUUGAUUCAACCUUUAUUAGAGCAAUUGGCCGCAUCCAACCCACAAAUUGCCAAUUUGAUACAACAAGAUCCUGAAACAUUUAUUAGAACAUUUUUAGGUGCUGGAGGAGAAGAUUUAGGGUUUGAGAUUGAAGGGGAGGAAGGCGCCGUUGGAGAAGGGGGCGAAGGUCAAGAUCCAGAAGGCACUAUACGUAUACAAUUGUCUGAACAGGAUCAAAAUGCCAUUAAUAGGUUAUGUGAGUUGGGAUUUGAACGUGAUUUGGUGAUACAAGUGUAUUUGGCUUGUGAUAAGAAUGAGGAAGUGGCUGCGGACAUAUUAUUUAGAGAUAUGUAG